AUGAAGGAAAGCAGUUCAGAGAUUCUGCUACCUAAGAGUACGGGCGAAACCCGUCCGGAGACGAUAGAAGAAACAUGGAAUGCGCGUAACAUAGUCCUCCUUCUUUCAAUGUGCCUGGUUUACUUCGUCCUAUACGCAGCAUACUCAGUUUACGCGCCAUUCUUACCGAGUGAGGUAAGUACAAUCAUGUCGCCCUAUAUUUAACGGAAGUUUUAUGGUAAUUGCAACAGAACCUUCCCCUUAAAAGCCUUCCUUAAGGACUGAAUUUUCAUUGGUUGAAAUCGAAAUCAUGCCGCGCCACAUGUAUAAUCCCCGCACCUUCAGUUCAUUUUGCGACUGAAUCUGAUGUAUUCAUUACUUACAUCUCAUCUUAACUUGUUAAUUUUUAGGCAGAAGAUAGAGGCAUAACCAAAAUUUAUGUUGGAUUGAUAUUUGGAUCCUACGCCUUUGCAAUUUUCCUAACCUCACCACCAUGGGGAGUUCUUGUAAGUACAUGUACUGCGUAAUAAAUUCUUUUUUAUUUUAAGAAGGUGCAAGGUAUAACUCAUUUUACCUAACGUCACUCGUUCACCAAAAUGCUCAAACAUCAAGUGAAUUCAGAAGAAUCUAACCAAUCCAUCAAGUAACAUGAAAUCCAUUUUUUAUUUCAGGUGCCCAAAUAUGGUGCAUGCAAUAUACUUUUAACAGGUAUUUUUAUCGCUGGAACAUCUUUGAUGUUAAUGGGGUGAGUAGAAAACUCCGUACUUUAGUGUCAGUUAGUUAAUGUGAUUCCUUGAUGUUCUAUUGCGCAUGCUGUACUGCGCAUAACAUCACCACAGCCGCCACCAACAGAGUAUAAUGGGGGAACUGUAGAAUAUUGACUGCCAAUUAACUGUUGACAUGAGGAGGGGGGAGGUCAUAGGAAUAUUACAGAGCCAACCCCAACCCCCUCCCUCCCGGAUUUCCUUAGGCGAUAAAUCAUGACCGAUCCCUAAUGAUAACUUCAAUAUCGAGAGAGGUUUGAGAACUUUAUUUCUGGUGAAUUCUCUUAUGAGGAUAUAAUGUGUUUAAAUGUGUUUUGUUUUCUAGAUUUGGGGAAGUGAUUUUUGAUCCAACAAUGUUUAUAGUCUUUUGUUUUGUGUUACGAAUAACAUCAGCAAUUGGGGCAGCGGCAGCUGAAACUGCUGUACUCACUUUCAUGCUGCAGAGGUUUCCAAAUAAUGCCGGAGCAAUUGCUGUAUGUUUGCAUUUAGAUUUUAAUAAUUCAUGAGCUGUUAUUCUAAGGCUCCGUUCAAACUAUGCUAGAUAAAUAUGAAAACGACGUUUUCACUAUGGCAACGCAACAAACUUAUAUCCGUCCAAACGGAUGAAACGUUUUCUGUCCGCAAUAUGCCGGAUAAAUUUGUAUACGCGACAACCAACGGCUGCAACCACUUUUGCAAGCAUGAUAACAGUGCUCAUUCUGCCAAAAUAUAAAAGCAGUGACUUUGUUAUGUUUGGAAAGCUCGAUUUAAAUCCGGAUUAUUGUGGACGACGACCUAACCGUGUGUGAAUGCCCGUGUUUUCAAAUUUCUCUGCAGCGCUUUAUUUUGGACUAUUAAUCACUGACACUUCUUAGAACAACUACACCUUUCUGAUUGCUGCUUAUUUCGUUCAGGUUUUUUUCAUUGCGAUAUCCAAAUACAGUCACAGCCCGACUUGUCGCACGGUUCACUUCAAAGAGUAUAAUAAAGUUGCUAGGGACAUGUACCGACGCACAUCUGUGCAUAGUGACUAGUCGAAUCUUUAAAAAAAAAAAAAUCAAAAAGCGUUAGUAAAGUAAGAGAUUUUCAGAACUGGAGACUAUAUUCUGUUCCAUUCAGACGGUAUGACUGUUGCUAUUUUAGUUCUACCAGAAAGACAACCCUUUAAUCAUUCAUUUAUUUUACUUUUUCUUGGAAUGAUAUAAAGAGUGAUUUUUCCCUUGUAAAUUCCAUAAUGUGUUUAGGCAGGAAUGCAGCUAUCUUCUCUUGGUGGAAAUUCCUUUGCUCCAGUUUUCGGAGGGUUUCUCUACACAGUAAGUACGAACCUGGUAAACAGCGAUUUCAAUUUAAGAUUUAGAACAAUGGGAAGAGAUUAUCUAAAUUAUCUUAGAUCAUCAUUGUAUUUAUUUAUUUAAUUUAUUUGCAAUACAACUUCUGCACAAAGGUUGAGCGUCAAUAUUCAGAGUUGAUCCUAUAAAUUAACUAGCAGUGCUUCUGAUACCCGUUAUUUUUAUAAACAUUUCCUGUUCACAGAGUAACCACCAUCAGGGUUACGGACAUCUAAAGCUGCAUGCAAUUACACGCGUAAGCAGUUUGGCGAUUGUAAUCACUCGUGCCGAAAAAAAGUAAGGAAGAAGGGGGGGGGCCUUACUCGAGAGGGGCGUUUACCUUGAGGGAGGUGCGUAUUUGAACGUGGCUUAAUCGAAAAAAAUUAAAAGUGAAAAUGCACUGAGAAUAAUGGAAAAUGCGCUGAGACCACUUGGAAAGUGUCUACACAUCAUAGUGCGUUCUUUUGGGAGAUUUUUUGCUUGCGAGGAAUGCUCUAUCAUUCUUUUGCACAAGGUAAAACUGACCUUGUUUCGACACGUGGUCUUCGGUCGUGUCAAAAGUUUUCUUGUAUUGGUAAUAUCUCUCAUUCGAUCGCUUCGUUCAUUCCUGAUAGACAUCAUCAACGCUCAAAGAUAAAAUUCGUUUGCACGUAUGGUCAUGUAAUAUCCAGUAUAUAUACGUAAAUACCCUUUGAUUUCAAAAUAUAUAGGCUCAAGUUUAGGAAUGUUGCACCUCAAUAACAAAAUCCUUUUUUCAUACCAGGAUAUACAUAUUUUUGUUUCAGGUAGGAGGCUUCAAACUUCCUUUCAUCAUUAUGGGUAUAAUUCUGUUAUGUAGCAUUGGAGUUUUAGCUUUUCUGCUAUCACACGAAACAGGUUGGUGAGGUAAUUCAUGUAAACUAUCCGUUAGACUUAGUACUUUUCUUUUUGAUAUAUUUAUCCACUUGAAACAUUUCCUUUCUUUUAACUGAUUAGAGAGUCAGAAAGAUGGUGAAUCAAAAGAAAGCAUAUCCAUUUGUAAAUCUAUGAGACCAUUAAAGAUUCCCGCUGUUUUUAUGAUGGGUAAGUUUCACAUGCAUCCUGGGUAAGCCAUUAACUAUAAAUAACACAGCACGCGAGAAAGCUGUCAGUGGGCACGAGAAAUUCGAGCCAGUCUUUUUGCAGCUCGUGCCGUUAAACCGGCAAAAAAAUUGCAAGCUAUGUUUCCAAUUCACUUCACGACGCUAUUCUGUUUAUGAAAAAAAAAAUCAAGAUUGAACAUCUAGGAUAAGUAUCACGCAAAUUUAGCUGCAUACGAUUUUUUUCCCAAACGAAAUUUAUCACUAUGGCUCCCAUACAUAGCUCUUUACCCAUCAUUUUGUGAACUUAAUUCCCCGAAAAAAACUAGUGGCGCCCUUUGUUUGCGGCCUUAAUUCUUUCCAAAGCGAAAACUUAUUGGAAAGUCAACAUUUCUUUUUCUUGUACCCAGAGUUUACCUCUGUUAUCGGUUGCUUGUGUUAUGGUUUCAUACAACCAAUCUUGGCGCCUCAGUUAAGGAAGGUAAGUUGGUUUUGUAUAUCUAACCUCGAUAUUGGUGAUAAGUUACGAUAUUUAGUAAUAUCGAAAUCGAAAUCUUGCUCAGCAAAUUUAUUUUGGCGCAUAAACUACGUGUACAACUUUGUUCAUAAGUCUUUAUCUGUUUCCUUAUAGCUGGGUCAAAAUAGCGUACAGAUUGGUCUUGUUUUCUUCUUAUUUGCCGGUUUUAACGCCCUCUCAGCGUUAGCAUUGGGCUUUAUAGCAGACAAAACGGUAAGUGAGACUUUCUACUCAUCUAUUACAACCUCGCCUCCCCGGCCUUUUCCGGCAAAAUUGCGUCGGCUCUGCGUGAAUAUCACGCCGACUUUAAAAUUAUCGUGCGACGGAGAAUGCUAAGCCAGGACUGUUUGUAAUCCUUUUUCUUACCUUGGGACACUCUAGUUUCUCUUCAGUUCUGUCGAGUUUAAGGUGUUUUAGCAGUGGCAGACAACGAGCUCCUAGUUUUAUACAUUUAUUUUUAUGGUCACGAAAGAUUAUGGGUCGGGAUCUGCUAAACUCGACUCUUGCUCUACUCUUUCUUGUACUAAUCUUAACAGAAAACAAUCUUGUCUCUUAUUUCUUCAAAUCAGUAUUCCAUGUUUUAAUGAGAACGCAGCAGUCAAAACAAAGUCUUUUAAAGGCUUGGUGACCACGCGGAAGCUCUUUGUUCAUCCCUGUUACGCUGUACUUCUCUUAUUCGAAAUAUCAGACGACCUUUUUUAUCCGCCACCUCAUGGUAACCGAAUGUCGGUAUCAGUUUAGAUAUAAUUUAGCUCAAAUGUUCACAGGAAGUUUUGAUAACCACGUAUGAAAGUCCUCCUACUUAGUCUCGUCGUGAUAGCGGCGAUCUCGCAAGUAACAAAGUAAGGUUACGAAAAAUAAUCGGCCAAAACAGCAAAUAUAGCGACGAAGUAAUACUAACUUGCAGAUGGAUUUUCUCAAACUGAGACUUUCCAAAAAAACCCUGCCGCUUGCAGAAGUGAUGAUAGUACGCAUCACUUGCUAGAAAGAAUUAGUUUUAAAAUUUGAUCUGCUUGAGCGAGAGAGCUUUAAUCGUGUGUCCUACUCACCAGGUCAAUUGAACCAAGAGCUUUUAUUGUCGCGUCCUUGUUUGUCGUCGAGUCGAGUUUGAAUGUCUGAUGCCGAGUGACCACAGUUACCGUAUUCCUGCAAAUGAGCGCCACGCUCUAAUAUACACCCUUCUUCGAAAAAGCACCCACCCUCUUGGUCAUAAUGACAAACAGGCGCCCUUCUCGAAUAAGCUCUUGCCUUUGUCUCGUACCAAUAUCUACUUCGGCCAAGUGGUUGGAUGUGGGCACCAGAAUACAACUGCCCCCCUCCUCCCGUACUUUCUUAAAUAGUAGGGAUACAAGGAAACUUGUUUUCAUUGCCUCUUUAUUUACAAAUUUUUAAGCAUCAACUACGGUGGAAUCAGUUCAGAAGAAUACUUUCUUUUCCAUUUCAUUUAUUUUCUUGCAGAGUUCCUUUGUUUGCGUUAUCUGUUCUUUUAAGUUUUUGUCUUUUUUCUGCGAUUACUUAUUAAGCACCCCCCUCCCCCCUUCGAUUGAGAGCCCUCCUCCCAACAAGCGCCCCUCCUUUUAUUCCAAAUUUUAAACAAGCGUCCUGACGUUCUAUCGAGGAAAUAAGGUAAAUCUACACUGCUUUACUGAGAGAUUUCUUUGUAAAACGCCAUGAUAGAAAAUGUGUUUCCCACUUAUAUUAAAAGCCUUCAACAAAUUUUCUCGUCAGAAAUGUUACCGAUUGCUGCUCCUGUUUGGUAUGGCCACUUUCAGUAUUGGAUACCUGUUGUUAGGACCUGCUCCAUUUCUACCAUUUCUUCCCGCUGAGUAUGUACCUACAGUCACGUGCAUGUAUUUACUUGCAGUUGCAAAUGUGUACCCGUUAGCUGGAUUUGGCGAGCUUGCAAAAAGUAUAUUUAUUAUUGAGGCUAACAAUUGUUCAUGUUUAUAGUUGUCGGCAAGUAAACUUUACGUGAAUUACUUGUAUGAUUAGGAAGGAAAAGUUGUGUUUGGAGCGUAACAAAACACACAACAGCAGCUUAUAGGCGGGUUGCAUAUAGCAACCAUAUCUGUUUUCUGAAUCAAAGUUGGCACCCCCCUCCUCCCAUCGAAAUCUCUGGAAGUGCUCCUGAUCUACAAACAUAUAUAUAUAUUUAUAUUUUUUUUCAGCCAUCUUGGAGGCUCAAAACAGCUGAUCUUUAAAACAGACCAUUGAAUAUACGAUUGAAAUUGCAACGGACCGAUCGUCAUCAUUAGUAAUAUUGGAAUCUAAACUUGAGACACCUUGUUCACUAUAUUGUGAUGAUGAACAUUAACAAGGGUCCCGUGGGUGGCAGUGUUAUACAGGUUUACCUCGUACUGCAGUUAUCUAUUUUUUGUUGGAUUAAUCACAAAUUCUAAACUGAGUGUUAUCAUUGCAGUGAGUUAUGGCUAAUACGUUUUGCCAUGGCGUUUACUGGAUUCUUUACUGCAUUUUUCUUUGUGCCGUUAUUGCCUGAAAUCUUGAAAGUUGCAAGGUAAGUGGCUAACUGCCAUGUUUGUUGCAACAUCAUGAGCACCACAAACAUAGUGGAAGCAAGUGAGCUUCAUAUUACCAUGAGGCAGGAUCAUCAGCUCAAGGACUCAGCAAAAUAUUUGUCAUGCACAACCUGAGAACACGUAAUCCAGCAGCCCGCCAAUACUCUUAGUCACGCCAUUAAUACUUCAUAGAUUAAGUUUUUUUUUAGUGGCAAUUUUUCUACUUGCAAACGAUGCAAAACGCUUAUGAUUUUAAAUAAAGACUUAAAAAUGGCCUAAUGUUUCUGCUGGGUAAGGGAAAAAUACAGCACAUGGACAUGCCACGUAAAAGCCGAGAGAGAACAGAGGCGCCUCGCUUCUGUAAGUGUGCAGAUUUAGCCUGGAUUUAAACGAAAUGUGUAAUCUAAACAAACUUGAUAAAUGUAUUUGAUCACAUUGUGAGCAAUUUAAACACAAAGCUAUGAGGCACCUGGGAAUUUUUAGGCACUCUUUGUGCCAUAGCUGCUGACUGCAAAUACCCCCCUUCUUCUCUUCCUGCGAAAUGUUUUUGCUGAGGGUCUCCUCAGCCUCCGCAGGACGCCCCUGUCUUUAUUGGCGGUCGAUAUCUCUUGUAAUCUGAGUACAAAGCUCUUCAUUUUUGCAUUUCAAGAUAUACUGAGAUUAAGUAUUGGAAACCCCCCUCCUACCGAAUCAAAUCAAAUAGUCAUUUUUUGACAGUAUCCAACAAAGAGUUGCACUAAACAUACACAUGCGAAAUUUUCUCAGAUAUUCUGUUUCAUAUUUAUUUGUUAUUUUACAGUGAAAAUGGAAUGCCCGAAAAUGAGGAAACAAAGGCAAUGCUUUCCAGCCUUUACAACACCAUGGCUUAUUUGGGGUAAAUAUUCUGUCUUCAUCUUUGAUGUAUUACAUUAAUAUCUUUGUUAAGGUAUGGCGCAGAAACAUAUCAAGCUUUAUUCCGAACAAACUACAAGCUAUCUGCCGGUGAGGAACUCCUUUUCCCGUCACUGCUGCUGUUAUUGCUACCGCUGCUGCUGCUAUUAUUCUUACUCAUACUUCUGCCACUGCUACUGUUAUUGCUACACCUACUUCUGUUACUGCUUCUGCAACUGCUAUUGCUACUAGUAUUACUACUGUUAUACCGCUACUGCUUCUGCUCUGCUACUACUACUGCCACUGCUACUAUUACUGCUAUUGCUUCUGCUAUUACGACUACUACUGCUCCUGCUACUAGUACAGCUACUGCUACUGCUACUGCUACUGCUACUGCUACUGCUACUGCUACUGCUACUGCUACUGCUACUGCUUCUGUUACUGCUACUGCUACUGCUACUGCUACUGCUACUGCUACUACUACUGCUUCUGUUACUGCUACUGCUACUGCUACUGCUACGGUUCAUAGUACUGCUACUAUUACUGCUACUGCUUCUGCUUCUGCCUCUGCUUCU
This is a messenger RNA of Pocillopora meandrina, 7586 nucleotides long. The record is from the annotation of a GenBank genome assembly. Lineage: Eukaryota; Metazoa; Cnidaria; Anthozoa; Scleractinia; Pocilloporidae.